Zalophus californianus (California sea lion) is the source of this 1954-nucleotide messenger RNA. RefSeq names its product EARP complex and GARP complex interacting protein 1 (gene EIPR1). Gene Ontology annotation, biological process: protein ubiquitination. The record is from RefSeq and is a predicted model, not a curated record. Lineage: Eukaryota; Metazoa; Chordata; Mammalia; Carnivora; Otariidae. The coding region runs from base 703 to 1566 and encodes 287 amino acids. The transcript is spliced from 9 exons. Gene Ontology annotation, molecular function: protein binding.
UUGGUUAUGCGGGAAGGCCCCGGUCCUGCAGCACGCAGGGUGGGCGUAGCGCCGGCGCCCGCGACGCCCGCGCUGGGGGUCCCCGCCGCCGCCUCUCCCGACAGCCCUGGGGGUCGCUGGGGGCUGCUGUGUGCGUGCGGCGUGCCCUUCGUGGAGGCCCGCACCGCGCCGGCGGGCUUUCUGGGGUGCGGGGGACGGGCGUGCGGUCGGGACGUCAGCGUUGGGAAGAGAAACGGAAAGUGCCCUGGUGCCCUGCCCCAGUCGCCCCGAAUUCUGACGUCCCACGUGACCGUGGCAACUGGAUCCAAGCUUUGAAAUCAUUCGCACUGGCGCAGUCCUGUGAAUGGCCCACAGACUCUGCUCGGAUUUCACCUCUUUACCGCUCGUGUCGUACUUCUCUUCGCCCGGUGCUCUGCGGUGCCUGUUCCCCGGGGCCAUCACGUGGCACGUGCUCUAACACCUCAGACUGCAGAAACAGAUGCCAUUCGGUUUUUGGUUGGGACGCAGUCUCUUAAAUAUGAUAAUCAGAUCCACAUCAUAGAUUUUGAUGAUGAAAAUAACAUUAUAAAUAAAAAUGUCCUCCUACAUCAAGUGGGUGAGAUCUGGCACAUUAGUACCAGUCCUGCCGACAGAGGUGUGCUGGCCACGUGCUACAAUAAACCUUCAGACAGCAAAGUCCUGACGUGUGCAGCCGUGUGGAGGAUGCCGAAGGAGCUGGAGCCGGGCAGCCACGAGUCCCCUGACGAUUCAUCAAGCACCGCGCACAGCCUGGAGCUGCUCUGUCACCUGGACGACACGGCCCACGGCAGCACGGCCUGUGUCACGUGGGAGCCCACGGGGGACGGGAAGAAGGUCAUCUCACUGGCGGACAACCACAUCCUGCUGUGGGACCUGCAGGAGAGCUCUGGCCAGGCUGUGCUGGCCAGUUCGGCCUCCCUGGAAGGGAAGGGGCAGCUGAAGUUCACCUCCGGUCGUUGGAGUCCUCACCACGCUGGCACCCAGGUGGCCACCGCGAGCGACACGACUGUCCGAGGGUGGGACACGCGGAGCAUGAGCCAGAUAUACUGCAUAGAGAACGCCCACGGGCAGCUGGUGCGGGACCUGGACUUCAACCCCAACAAGCAGUACUACCUAGCCAGCUGUGGGGACGACUGCAAGGUGAAGUUCUGGGACACCCGAAAUGUCACUGAGCCUGUGAAGACCCUGGAGGAGCACUCCCACUGGGUGUGGAGCAUCCGGUACAACCACUCGCACGACCAGCUUGUCCUCACGGGCAGCAGUGACAGCAGGGUCAUCCUGUCCAACAUGGUGUCCAUCUCCUCCGAGCCCUUCGGCCACCUGGUGGACGACGAUGACCUGAGUGACCAGGAGGAGCGCCGUCCAGAGGAGAAGAGCCAGGAGCCCCCACGGGAUGGCGUCAUCGCGACCUAUGAGGAGCAUGAGGACAGUGUGUACGCCGCAGACUGGUCCUCCGCUGACCCCUGGCUCUUCGCCUCCCUGAGUUACGACGGGAGGCUCGUCAUCAACAGGGUGCCCCGGGCGCUGAAAUACCAUAUAUUGCUCUAGCCCCGUCCCGAUCCGUCUUUUGGCGGGUUCUCGAAAACGUGCAGCUCCUGGGAGGCACUUAGUUCUCCAGAUAGACUCGUGUCUGGGAGAGCCGGCGCUGCCUGCCCCCGGAGCCCUUGUGCGUGACGAGCAGCUCCCACCAACAGCCGCUGACCCUGCCCGAAGUCUCCCCCGCCGGUGAGAGGACGUCGUCCUCCCUGGGGCGUGAGCCGUCCUGCUGCAGGUGGCUGUCUGCACGGCCACUGUUUGCUUUCCCCAGUCUCUGUCAGGGUUUUGGGAGUUUCAUUAAAAAAACAGAAAGAACAAAAAAACCCCACUUUGUUUCCAUAAUAUUAACUCAUUUUUCUCUUGAGAUUAAAUAUAAAAUAAAAUAACUAAGGCCAUGCUA